AUGGUUUGUACAUGCUUACUUUCAAUUAAAAUUAUCUCUUAUGCAUUUUACGCUAGUGAACAUUAUUUCGUUAUAAGUUGAUUAAGUUAUUGGAUUUAUAAUUCAAUGUUGAGUUUAAUCAUAAUAAACACGUUGUUGUUCAAGUAAUGUUCUAUCAUGUUUCGGUUACGUCUGGCGGUCCUGUGUGUCUGCUUCGGAUCUUUAGCUACAAGGAAUCACACAUCGACGGUUAUUAUCAGUCGUGUAACGGGCAAUGCAACGGACAAGAUUCUUACAGCGCCAUCUGCCCGACAUGAAGACGGCAACGCAGCUGUCAGCGGUGAUGUCCAGGAGAGGGUACGCCUCAGGUCAACGGGGGAACCGGUCGAUGGCAGUGAGGCAGUACCUGUAGUUAUAAGACACAGAUCAUCUGUAACUGGAGAGUACAAGAAUGAGACGCAGCGGGAAAAUAUUCAAAGCACCAACAGUAUGAACACGACGGAGGCUCUGUCCAUUGCGAGAUCGUCUGUAACCGGAGAGUACAAGAAUGAAACGCAGCGGGAAAAUAUUCAAAACACAAACAGCACGAACACGACGGAGGCUGUGUCCGUUGCGAGGAUGGACGGAUCGUCUGUAACCAGAGAGUACAAGAAUGAGACGCACCGGGAAAAUAUUCAAAACACAAACAGUACGAACACGACAGAGGAUGUGUCCGGUGCGAGGAUACACGGAUCGUCUGUAACCAAAGAGUAUAAGAAUGAGACACAGCGGGCAAAUAUUCAAAACACAAACAGUACGAACACGACAGAGGAUGUGUCCGGUGCGAGGAUAGACAGCCGUAGAAACAUGCUACCAGCAUUUACUGUGUAUCCCGCAGCAGUAUCUUUCCAAACGAACCCGCCUACGAGAAUAGCACCAUCGACUGAGCUGGUCUCUCCACGGAUCGUCGAUGACUUUUUCUUGCCGUACAUGGGAGCCUCCUCGGGGUCCACUAAGGGCAACUGGGUUUUGGCUCAAAAAGCCCCUGCGCAAGAUAUUCACUGGUCGACUGUGAGAUCGUGGAUGUCCUGGGCACCCGAGUCGUUGCACGCAUGGUGCAACAGCUACUAUAAAAAUAGAUUCAGUACGGUAGGCUCAACAUAUCCAGUGUGUGGGUACCGUAUAGACCAAACGACGUUGACUUACCAGUUUAAGACGUUCGACGACUGGUGCAAAAUGGAAGAGGAAAACUUUCAAGCACGGUCAUAUCGUAUGUAUGAACAGAGUCAUAGCGUAUGCAUGAACACUGAAAGGCUUAUUAUUCCACCAGCUUCAUAAAAAAUGUGUGAAAUACAAUAAUUAAUAUAUAAACAAAAGACUGCUUAAAAAUGAACCGCAAAGGGGAAAACAAGUAUUACAAAGUUUUGUUAUUUCGACAGAAUAGACCCCAGUUUUCCCGACCGUUUUUGACCAACAUAUGUAUAUAUGUAGUCAUUGACCCAUUUUCAGGGUAUAAAUAUUUAUAGUAUUUUUCCUACUCUUCUACUGUUAUCUGUCAUUUAUGCACUCAUUAACACGAAUAUAAGAACAUACAUAAAAGGUUUCAAGAAAAGUCUAUAUUGUCUAUUCCUGAUAACAGCACUUGUGCUUUUAAUCUCUAUAACGUUACUGCGAUUAAUGGCUACCAACCUAUCAAAACCAAAACGAAUACAGUUUUAAACUAAGUGCAUUGCUUCCAACUUACAAAAUAUUCAUUUGGUUGCAUAGUAAAAAUAAUUACUUCAUAAGUCAGAAACACGCAUGUGACACCCGUAAUAUAGCAACACCCAUAGACUACGAAGACCGCUUAGCGUUGCUUGUUAGUCUCCGUAGGCUACGGUGGCCAAAAUUGAGAAAAAACUGUCCAAAAAUUUAAUUUAGCAAGUAGCAAGUACCAGGGCCUCAUGAGUUACGAGGUGUCGCGGACCGGCCGGCCGCGGCCCGGGGCGGGCCGGGCGCGUAACAAGGUAUGGUCGCGCGUCUUGGCUAUAUACUUUUGCUUUGUUUACCUAAAUUAAGAUUUAUUUUUGUUGACUCGUAGGAAAAAUAUUGUAUGCAACGUUGUAUAAGUAGGUCAAAAAAUGCUCGUGGCGUAUUCCUUUACAAUGUGAGCCGGAGCCGAAG
Messenger RNA from Cydia pomonella (codling moth), 2121 nucleotides. RefSeq lists its product as uncharacterized. Bases 157 to 1296 code for a protein of 379 amino acids. The record is from RefSeq and is a predicted model, not a curated record. NCBI's taxonomy places the organism in Eukaryota, Metazoa, Arthropoda, Insecta, Lepidoptera, Tortricidae. The transcript is spliced from 11 exons.